Molecule: messenger RNA, 14194 nt
Organism: Melanotaenia boesemani (Boeseman's rainbowfish)
Lineage: Eukaryota; Metazoa; Chordata; Actinopteri; Atheriniformes; Melanotaeniidae
Product: protocadherin Fat 3
Exons: 53
Coding region: 1-14193 (4730 amino acids)
Biological process (GO): homophilic cell-cell adhesion
Cellular component (GO): plasma membrane
Molecular function (GO): calcium ion binding
Source: RefSeq, a predicted model, not a curated record
AUGGCGAGCCGCUGCAGCCGUUUAGGUGCUCUACCGUUCAACUGCUCUCACUUCCGGGUGUUGUCGGCUGUAGUCGGCAAGGAUCGGAGCCUGCCCGCCACAUCCAUCCAAGCAGGACAAGGCUUGCUGCUCUUCACCCAGCCUGUGUACAAUGCUUCAAUCUUUGAGAACUCUGCUGCAAGAACCUAUGUCAGAAGUGAAAUCAAAAUGGGGAUCCAUUUUAGGCCACCUUGGACUUUAGACUUGAAAUAUUCCAUUGAGGCUGGAGACACUGAAGGCAUCUUCCAAGCUGAAGAGUUUAUAUUGGGAGAUUUUAGUUUUCUCCGCAUAUGCACAAGUGGAGGCAGUGGUGCCACAUUGAAUCGGGAAGUACAAGACAAUUACACUCUGACAGUUAAGGCAUCUACCCACGGAGGGCUAGAGGCCUUAGCAACUGUGUAUAUCAAGGUCCUGGACACAAAUGAUCUCAGACCUCUGUUUUCCCCAACCUUCUAUUCAUUUGUAGUUUCUGAAAGUGCCCCUCUAGGCACCAGCGUAGGACGUGUGACAGCCACAGAUGCUGACAUCGGCUCCAAUGGGGAAUUUUACUACUUUUUCAAGAACAGAAUAGAACUCUUUGCUGUUCAUCCAACCAGUGGGGUCAUAACCCUGACAGGUCAACCCAGGAUAGACAAAAGAGACCGAUUUGAACUGGAGGUGCAGGUGGUGGACAGAGGUAUGAAACUUUAUGGCAACAGUGGUAUUAGCAGCACUGCUAGGCUAGUCUUAACUGUGGAGAGGGUUAAUGAAUUUGCUCCUGUUCUCAAUGCAGUCGCUGUUGUUCCUUCAGUAGCAGUCAAAGACCCUGUCUAUGUCAUAGUUACUGUAGACGAUAGAGAUGAGGGAUUAUCUGGGGAUAUAGAGUGGAUGGCUAUUAUUGAGGGUGACCCUUUGCAACUGUUUGUGGUUGACCAGUCCCCUGUUGGAGAUGAGUAUUGGGUUAAAGCAUCAGAACUUGUCAGCUGGGAUACAUUCCCAUAUGGCUGUAACUUAACUUUUCAGGCCAAAGACAGAGGUAUACCUCCGAAGUUUUCUAACACCCAAGUUAUUCAGCUGUUGAUUCCAAAGCCGGAUCCAGUAUCGAUCAGUUUUGAGAAAGAUGUUUAUAUAGUCAAGCUGAGUGAAAUAGCUCCCCCUGGUACUAUUGUAGAGGUGGUGAAAAUAUUACCAGCUCCUCUGAGUGUCAAUUACAGCUUCAGCAGCCUUUUAAAUCCAACAUAUUUUGAUAUAAACCCUUUGACUGGAGUUAUUAUGACCACAAGAAGGCUGACAAGGAUAUCACAGGAUUUCAUGGAGAUGGAGGUAGUUGAUAAUAUCAGUCAGCAGCGAGCAAGGGUUCAAAUUACCAUAGAGGAUGCAAAUGACAACUCGCCAGUGUUCAAAAAGCCAUCCUAUGAAAUUGCAAUUAAUGAGAGCUUACCUAUGGGAACUAUUGUUCUUGUUGUGUCUGCUGUGGAUGAAGAUAAAGGUGAAAAUGGGUAUGUAACUCAUACAAUCAAUGCAGACCAGUCUCUUCCAUUUACUAUAGACAAGGACACAGGGGAAGUGAGGGUCACAAGAGAUUUGGAUUUUGAGUCAUCAGAGGAUACUUAUACUUUUGCAGUGCGGGCCUCUGACUGGGGUUCACCCUACAGACGGGAGAGUGAGGUUAAUAUCACCAUUCGUGUGAUAAACAUCAAUGACAACCAACCUCUUUUUGAGAAGAUUUCUUGCAGAGGGAUGAUAAGCCGGGAUUUCCCUGCCAACCAGACCAUUGUCACCUUAUCGGCCAUAGACAUGGAUGAGCUAGGAAUUGUGAAGUACAAGAUACUGUCUGGGAAUGAAUUAGACUAUUUUAUCUUAAAUCCAGACUCCGGGGCUUUGUCACUGAAAAGAUCAUUCUCAGCAGAGAGUUUAAAAAGUGGCAUAUUUAACCUAAAAGUAGUCGCAACAGAUGGAGAGAUCCUCUCUGAUCCUACAUUUGUUAAUGUAACAGUGGUGAGGGGUAGGAUGCCACCCAGGGGGUUCACAUGCAAGGAGACCAGAGUAGCUCAGCUGUUGGCAGAGAAAAUGCUCUUAAAAGCAUCUGCCAUGGCUAGACCAAGAUCAGAUGAGAGAUACAUAGAUCUUUUCUCAGUGAACAAACAAUCUCCACAGUUUGAGGCCUUGCCUACAAGUAUUCUGGUGAGAGAAGACCUGGCUGUUGGUGCCACUGUGUUUCAGGUACGUGCACGAGAUGGUGACACAGGCUUCAAUGGUUGUGUUCUUUUUUCCAUUUCUGAUGGUAACAAAGACAACAGCUUUAAUAUAAACAUGGAAACUGGCAUAAUAACUACAUUGCAGCCACUUGACCGUGAGCAAGUGGAUCGCUACUUCCUUAAUAUUACCAUCUACGAUCAAGGCAUUCCUCAGCUCUCCAGCUGGAGACUACUGACAGUGAUCAUUGAGGAUGCAAAUGACAAUGAUCCCCAGUUUGAUCAGGAUAACUACUCUGCCCUUGUUUCUGAAAACUCAGAUAUUGGCAUGGAAGUUAUUGCAGUCACUGCAUUUGACAGGGAUAUGGGCCAAAAUGGACAGCUCUCCUACACAAUGCUGACCAUUGUCCCGCAGUUUGGUAUUGACAGUGAAACUGGAAGCGUUUUUGUCGCCAGCCAACUGGAUAGAGAAACAUUUCCGAUGUUCAUAUUGAAGAUUGAAGUAAGAGACAAAGCUGAAAGAGGCACUCGAAGGUCAUCACUGACUACUCUAACCAUAAUAGUGGAGGACAUCAAUGAUUGCUCUCCAGCUUUCAUCCCUAGCAGCUAUAGUGCACGGGUACCAGAGGACCUGCCACCAGGGUCUGUAAUUACCUGGAUGCAGGCUCAGGAUCCAGAUAUUGGACCUGGUGGACAAAUCCAGUACUCCUUGAUUACUGACUUCAAUGGCACGUUUGAGGUCAGUGCUGCCAGUGGUAUACUGAGGAUAAGGAAAGAGCUGGACUUUGAGACAAAGCAGUUUUUCAACCUGAGCAUACUUGCUAAAGACAGAGGAACACCGAGCCUUUGGACUCAGACAUUUGUGGAGGUAGAGGUGGUGGAUGUCAAUGAGAAUUUGUAUGCACCCUACUUCCCUGACUUUGCUGUGAGAGGCUCCGUGAAGGAGAACUCUCGAGCAGGAACAAGUGUCCUGACAGUCAGCGCCAAGGAUGAUGACAAGGGACGAGAUAGUGUGUUGAAGUACUCUAUCCGUGGAGGCAGCGGACUGGGCACUUUCACAAUCGACGAUGACACAGGAGUGAUUUACACCGCCGGUUUCCUUGACUGUGAGACCAAAGACUCUUACUGGCUUACCGUCUACGCCACAGAUAAAGGAGUUGCAUCCAUGUCAGCUUCUGUUGAAGUUUUCAUUCAGGUGGAAGAUGUCAAUGAUAAUGCUCCUCUCACCUCAGACCCGAUAUAUCACCCUGUCAUCAUGGAGAACUCUCCAAAGGAUGUGUCAGUCAUUCAGAUUCAGGCGCAGGACCCUGACCUUACAGCCACUCCCAGCAGACUGAGUUAUCGUAUUACUGCUGGCAACCCACAGAAUUUCUUCACUAUCAAUCCCAAAACAGGUUUGAUCACAACAACUGCGAGGAAGCUGGACAGAGAACAACAGGCAGAGCACUUCUUAGAGGUGACAGUCAUAGAUGGCCCAGUGACAACCAGGCAAUCUACUGUGUGGGUCAUAGUACACAUAGAGGACGUGAACGACAACCCGCCAACCUUCCCGGAGGUCACUUAUCGCAUCAGCUUGCCUGAAAGAGACAGGAACAAACGUGGUGAACCUGUUUACCGUGUCUUUGCAUAUGACCGUGACUUUGGAGCAAAUGGCAACAUCACAUACAGUAUUAUAGAUGGCAAUGAGGAGGAAAAGUUCAGUAUUGACCCCAGGACUGCUAUGGUGUCAUCAAAGAAGAUAGUGACAGCAGGCAGCUAUGAUGUCCUAACUAUAAAAGCAGAGGACAGUGGUGAUCCACCACUAUGGUCUACUGUCAAACUUCACGUGGAAUGGAUUCGCAAUCCUGUCCCCUCACAGAUACCUCUACUCUUCACGCAGAGGUACUACAAUUUCUCAAUUUCUGAGACAACUGCCGUCGCUCAGCCGGUGGGCGUGGUGGCUGUUAGCCAGUCAAGCACUCCUGUCUGGUUCAGUAUCAUCGGCGGACGGCUUGCCAAAGAAAUGUUCUACAUUCCGCAGAAUGCUUGUGGAAGAAACUGCUCCCUUGACACAGGGAGCUUUGACAUGCAAUUUGACCUUCAAGUUGGAGUGGGGACUCUAGUCGUGGCUAAGCCUCUGGAUGCUGAAGUGCAGUCGGUAUACAACAUGACUGUGCAGGUGACAGAUGGGACCAAUUUUGCAACAACACAGGUUUUCAUCCGAAUACAAGACAUCAACGACAACCCUCCAGUCUUCUCACAACCAGCCUAUGAUGUCAGUGUUUCUGAGGAUGUACCAGCGGACAUGGAGCUACUUCGGGUCCGAGCAUCAGACAUGGACGAGCGUGCCCGUUUGAGCUACUCCAUCUAUGGCAGUGUUGACCCAGCCAGUAUGAGACUGUUCAGGGUCAAUCCUGGUACGGGAGUUGUUUACACUGCAGACAGACUGGACUAUGAAGCCAGAACACAACACAUCCUCACUAUUAUGGUUAAGGAUCAGGAGUUUCCGUUUAACCGUGACCUGGCUCGUAUCCUGGUGGCAGUGGAGGACACCAAUGAUAACAUUCCCUACUUCACCAGCAAUGUAUAUGAUGCUAUGGCCUAUGAAACCUUUCCUGUAGGCACUUCUGUGCUGCAGGUGACUGCCUUAGACAAAGACAAUGGGAUUAAUGGUCAACUCACUUAUACUAUCGAAGCAGGUAACACAGGUGCUGCAUUUGCCAUUGACAAUGCCACAGGGCUUAUCUUCAUUGCAAAGAACCUGGACCUCACCUCUCUGGGUUUUUACACCCUCACUGUGCGUGCCACAGACAGUGGAUUUCCUCCAUUAAUGGCCACAGCUUCAGUUCGCAUUUCCCUAAUUCUCUCUGACUUCUCCAAACCCAGAUUCUCUCAAAAAGAAUAUCAGACUGAGAUAAUGGAGAACAGUAAAAUUGGGACACAUGUGACCACUGUUAGUGCCAUCAGCCGCUCACCGCUUGUUUAUGAGAUCACCAGAGGCAACGAGGAACGCUGCUUCUUUAUUAACCAUCAUACUGGUGUGAUCACUACCCGCAAACUGCUUGACUUUGAGCAAACAACAUCCUACUUUCUUAUGGUGCGUGCCCUGAGUAUGGCUGGAGUAGAAGUCAGCACCACUGUCAUUGUCCAAGUGGGGGAUAUCAACGAUAACCAGCCUGAAUUUCAGCAAAUCAGAUAUGUGGGCACAGUCAGCGAGGCUGCUCCAGUCAACAGUGUGGUCUUGGGAGAGGAUGGCAACCCUUUAGUUAUUUGGGCCACUGAUAAGGACCGCAAUCAUAAUGCCCUUUUAGUGUUCCAGAUCAUAGACGAAACAGCUCGUAUCUUUUUCAGCGUGGACUCUGGAACUGGAUCAAUUCGAACCAUUGCCAGUUUGGAUUAUGAAACCUUCUCAGAGUUCUACUUCCGGGUUCACGUUCAGGACAGUGGUCAGCCUUUUAUGAGUGCUGACAGCCCAGCAGAGGUGCUUAUAAAGGUGAUCAACAUCAAUGACUCACCCCCAAAGUUCUCCCAGGACAUUUAUGAGACAGUCCUCUUGUUACCUACAUAUGUGGGGGUGGAGGUCCUCAGGGUGGAGGCUUUAGACCCUGAUUUGCUUGGUGACCCUGACAAGUCUGUCACACCCCAGCUAGCUUACUCCUUAGUGGACACCACUGUGGGGUACUUUUCUGUUGAACGCUAUACAGGAGCUGUGACUGUCAUCAAUCAGAACUUCAGUAAAGAUCGUUAUCGCUUUAAUGUAAAGGUAUGGGAUGGACGUUUUUCCAGCAUAUCAUCAGUCACGGUGCUUGUAAGGGAAGCUAUAGACAGUGGACUUCUCUUCACCCUCCCAGUAUACUCGGCCUCCAUCCCAGAGAACGUUCCCAAUGUCACUUUUGUGACUGUUGUAAACACAGUCGGCCACCGCCUCAACGAGCCUCUGAAGUACACUCUGCUGAACCCUGGAGGUCGUUUCACCAUUCGGCCCACUUGUGGAGUGGUGCUCACCACUGGUAUGCCUUUUGACCGAGAGGAGAAGGGGAGUUAUGAGCUGGUGGUGGAAGUCAGCAGAGAAGAUGAGAUACUGAGAGUGUCCCGUGUGACUGUGCAAGUACAGGUGGAGGAUGUGAAUGACAAUGCUCCAGAGUUUGUAGACCUCCCCUACUAUGCUGCAGUGCAGGUGGAAGCAGAGCCAGGAUCAGCCAUUUUCAAGGUCUCGGCCAUUGACCAGGACUACGGUGUGAAUGGAGAAGUGACUUACAGGCUUAAGACCCAGAACAGGAAUUUUGAGGUGAAUCCUCAGACAGGAGACUUGAUCCUAAAGAGAGGGUUUGAAGCAGACUUAUCUAACACAGAGUACAAGGUGAUUGUCGUAGCCACUGAUGGUGGCAUGCCCCGACUGUCCAGUGAAGUGGAGCUGCCCAUUACCGUUGUAAAUAAAGCCAUGCCAGUGUUUGACAAGCCCUUCUAUGGUGUCACUGUUAAAGAGGAUGUGGCUGUCUCCACCUCUGUUCUGUGCAUCAACGCCAGCAGUCCUGAAGGCCAGGACAUCAUCUUCACCAUCACGGAUGGAGACUCUUCUCUGCAAUUUGACAUUGGCUUUGACACAGGAAUCAUAAGAGUGAUUUACCCAUUAGACUACGAGACCACGCAGUAUUACCGCUUAACGGUGAAGGCCACAGAUACUCUGACAGGGGCAAAGUCUGAGGUUGAUGUGGACAUUGUCAUUCUGGAUGUGAAUGAUAACCCACCGCUGUUUCAGAACACCUCAUAUUCUGCAGUCCUGUCUGAAAACUCCAUGUCUGGAAUGUCUGUGUUACAGGUCUUUGCCCAAGACCAGGAUUCAGACAAGAACGCUGUGGUGACUUACCAGAUCCUAUCUGACAUCUACAACAGCACCGACUACUUCCAAAUUGACAGCAACAGCGGAUUAGUAUUCACGGCACGGAUGCUUGACUAUGAGCUCAUGCAGAGCUACAACUUCAUUGUCAGAGCGACAGACAGUGGAGACCCUGCCCUCAGCAGUGAUGUUAGUGUCACUGUGACUGUAACUGACACAAACGACAACCCACCUAAUUUCAGCCAACUACUCUAUAAGGCCUUUGUCAGCGAGCUGGCUCCCAGGGGACAUUUUGUGACUUGCAUCCAGGCAUCAGACGCUGACAUCUGUGAUGCUCAAAGGCUUAGAUACAGUAUUCUUUCAGGGAAUGAGAAAACAACUUUCAUGAUGGAGCCAGAUACAGGGGUGCUUCGUCUGUCUAACAAGAGGAGACAAGGCAUGAAACUCUCCUAUCAGCUCAAUGUGUCUGUGUCAGAUGGAGUCUUCACCAACAUUGCACAGGUGAUUGUUCACGUCCUUGGAGCCAAUCUGUACAGCCCAGUAUUCAGCCAGAGGUUCUACCUGGCUGAGGUCCAAGAAAACUCUCCUUCAGGAUCAAAAGUCAUACAAGUUCGUGCAACAGAUGAAGACUCAGGGCUGAAUGGGCAAAUCACCUACUCCUUCAUCAAUGAUCUGGGGAAAACUCAGUUCACCAUUGAUGCAGAUGGGGUCAUAUCUACUGUUCAGCAAUUAGACAGAGAAAAUCCUCUAAACAAGGACAUGGUGCUGACUGUUAUGGCCCUGGAUGGUGGAGGUCGUGCAUCAUUUUGCACUGUGAGAGUUGUCCUGGCAGAUGAAAAUGACAACGCCCCGCGGUUCAGAGCAGUGGAGUACCGCAUGAGCAUUAAAGCUAACGUUGCCAAAGGUUCUCUGGUCACACAGAUUCAGGCCACUGACCCAGAUGCUGGCUCUAAUGGACGGAUAACCUACUCUCUGUACAGUGAGGCCCGGCUGUCACUAGUUGAUGUUCUGGAGGUGGAGUCAGACAGUGGUUGGAUGAUGACUAAAAGUGCAGUGGACCACCUUCAGGGAACUGUGCUGUCCUUCUUUGUGAAGGCCACAGACUGCGGUUCUCCACCCAAGCACUCCUUGGUGUCUGCCUUCAUCCACGUUGUCCCCCCAGAUGCAUUUGUUCCUUCAUUCAGCCAGCCUCAGUACUCCUUCACCAUUCCUGAGGACACAGCAGUAGGAACAGCACUGGGGUCUGUGUACAUGGGCCCUGAGCAGAUGGGACGCUUUGCUGUCAUUGCUGGAGAGACGCUCGACAGCAACCAGGGAGAGACCUUUCAGGUGGAGGAAGAGACGGGUCUCAUCCGUCUGCUCAAGCCGCUGGACUAUGAAGAGGUCAACACCUACCGCUUUAAGGUGGCCGCAACAACAAGAAGAGACCUGAUUGAAUCUGUGUCCACUGUAGACCUGGAGGUUAAGGUUCUAGAUAUAAAUGACAACAAGCCGUCAUUUGAGACUAACUCCUAUAUAGCCACAGUGAUGGAGGGGAUGCCAGCAGGGACAAGAGUGAUCCAAGUCCGUGCACUCGAUCCAGACUGGGGCUCUAAUGGCCAGGUAACCUACAGCCUCGGGCCCCUGCUCACCUACAAUCUAGACUUGAGAAAGGACUUGCAGCCCCUCACUGGUUCCCUGUCUGCAACUUCUGUCUUUUCCAUUGACAGUAAAACUGGCUGGAUCACCACAGUGGGUCAGAUUGACUAUGAGUCCUGCUCCAGCUACAGCUUUGAAGUAGUGGCUUCUGAUCUGGCAGAACUGCUGGCUCUGUCCUCCACCGCAGUGGUAACUAUCACUGUUUCAGACGUUAACGACAACCCACCACGGUUUGAGAGGGAGCUCUACAGAGGUGCAGUGAAGGAGAGCGAUCCCCUCGGUGAGGUGGUGGCUGUGCUGAGAACCAAAGAUCGAGAUGGUGCCGAUCAAAACCGCCUUGUUAGCUUCCACAUCACAGGUGGAAAUCAGCGAGGUGUGUUUGGCCUGGCCCUUGUGCAGGGGGAAUGGAAGGUGUAUGUCAGCGGACUGCUGGAUCGUGAGCAGCAAGACUGGUAUCUACUGAAUAUAACAGCCACUGAUGGCCUAUAUGUUGCUCACACUGCAGUGGAGGUUACUGUGAUGGACGCCAAUGACAACAGUCCUAUCUGCAACCAGGCGGUCUAUAGCACUUCUUUUCCUGAGGACAUUCCCAUUAACAAGGCCAUUCUGACUGUGGGUGCAACAGAUGCUGACUCAGGCACCAGUGCUGAGAUCCAAUAUUCACUAUUUGGCAUUGGGGUGGAAGAUUUCUACAUGGAUGCUAACACUGGUGAGUUGCGAACUGCUACCAAGAUGGACAGAGAAACAACACCCGCUUACAAACUCAUUGCACAGGCAACCGAUGGGGGAGGACUGUUCUGCCGAUCUCACAUUUCUCUCAAAGUGUUGGAUGUGAAUGACAAUGCCCCAUCAUUCUCAUCCACUCAUUUCAUGGCUAAUGUGUUUGAGAAUGCUGCCCCCAAAGCCUUGCUUACCCGACUACAAGCCAGCGAUCCUGAUGAAGGUUUGAACCGCACAGUGGUCUAUUCUCUGGUGGAUUCAUUCAAUGGGUUCUUCUCCAUUGACCCAGUAAGUGGAAUAGUAAUUCUGGAGAAACCACUGGACAGGGAGAGCCAAGACACCUUUCGUGUUCGAGUCCAGGCUACUGACCGACUAGGGCAACAGGGAGCGCUGUCCUUACAGGUUGAUUUGACCAUUCUGGUGCUGGAUGUGAAUGACAAUGCUCCAGUUUUCCAGAGGAAGGACUAUGCCAUUACUGUGCCUGAGGACGUAGCUGUGGGAACCGAGGUGCUGCGUGUAUUGGCGACCAGCGCUGACAUCGGGGCCAAUGCUGAGAUCACAUACAACAUCCGCUCAGGCAACGAGUUAGGAAAGUUCACCAUAGACAGAAAACUAGGCUCUAUUUUAGUGGCUGAUGACUUGGACUUUGAGGUGUGUAAGGACUACUACAUCACAGUUGAGGCCUGGGACAGCGGGAAUCCUCCUCUUAGCACUGCUACCAUGGUAAUAAUUGAACUCAUGGAUGUCAACGACAAUGCUCCAGCCUUCGAACAAGAUUUCUAUAAUGUGCUGAUCGGCGAGGAUGCAUCCAUCGGGCAGACAGUCACAAGGGUAUUUGCAGAAGAUCUGGACAGUCAGGUGAAUGGCCGGAUCACCUACUCCAUUCUGAAAGGUGAUCGAAGCAACCACUUCUGGAUCGACCCUGUUACAGGACUGCUUAAAGUCAACAAGAGGCUUGAUAGAGAACUAGUAUCCAGGUACACAUUAUCUGUGCAGGCGUUUGACAGUGGCUCGCCUGCCAUGUCCUCCACUGUCACGGUCAACAUUGACAUCUCCGAUGUUAACGACAACCCACCUGUUUUUACUCCUCCAAACUCCACAACCAUCAUACAGCUUAAUCAGGCUGCUGGCACCGCCCUGCUGAAGCUGUCGGUUAGCGAUAAAGACUCCCCAAGGAAUGGCUCUCCUUUUGUGUUUCGAAUUGUGUCAGGAAAUGAGGGAAAUUUCUUCACUUUAGACCAGACCGGAACUUUGAAGUCCAACCGUGUAUUUGGCUCUGAUGCCCCACGAGAAUUUCUUCUUGAAAUCCAGGCGAGUGACUCUGGUAAGCCAAGUCUUACCUCCACUUCCUGGGUAUUUCUGAGAGUCGUCGGGAACAGUCAGUACAAGCCCAACGUCUCCCCCCUGGAAAUCUUCAUUGUCAUGUUAUCAGAUACCUUCCCAGGUGGUUUGAUUAGUCGGAUCUAUGCAACUGACCGUGACCCCAGUGACGUUCUGUCAUUUACCCAGAAGCCUGAACCUAAGAGCAUGUUUAAGAUUAACAGACAAGAUGGCAGCAUUGUAGCUCUGCCAGGCCUGGAACCUGGGAGGUACCAGAUGAAUGCAACAGUGAGUGACGGACGUUUUGCUGUGAUAGCUGAUGUGUCAGUCCAGGUCGAACAGGUGACAGAAGUACUGCUGCGCAGCGCCCUCACCUUACGUUUCAGAUCCCUCUCCCCUGAUGAGUUACUUAGUCGCUAUCUGAACCAGAUCAAAUUGGCAUUACGGGAACUAGCCGGCUGGAAAUGGUCACCAGGGCAACAAGAUCCUUUUCACAUACUCAGUGUUCAGCCAGUGAUGGAGACGUCAGGCGUCGACUUAGUUCUAGCCAUGGAGAGGCCACACACAUCAGGCAGUGUACGGAUGGCGGGGUUCUAUUCCCAGCAGGAGUUGUCAGCAAAGCUGGAGGAGGCUGUUGCACGGGGGCAGAUUCGGGGUGUCUUAGCUGGGGCUAUGGUGGUGGGCAACUCUUGUUCUGGGAAGCUGGACUGUGGGGAGCGGGUGUGCGAAAACACACUGGUGAUGGAGGGUGGCUCAUCUGUUACCUACAGCACAGAGAGGGUUGGCUUGGUGAUACCAAGAUUCAGUCGUACAGAGACAUGCACCUGCCCUGAAGGCGCAUGUCCCACCCCUGUUGAGCUUUGUGAAGGUCAGUCCUGUCCAGCAGAUAUGCAGUGUGUGCGUUCUGGUCCUACAGCGCCAUCUGUCUGCCAAUGUCAGCCUGAGAGACUAGACAAGUGUGCAGGACAAACCUCCCUGAGUUUCUCUGGAAACAGUUAUAUUAAGUACAGAGUGACAGAGAGUGGCCAGAGUGGAGAGAUGAAGCUUGCUUUGAGGAUCAGAACUCUUCAGAGAAGAGGAGUCAUUAUGUUCACACGUGUUAACCCCUGUACCAUGCUUAAGAUUGAAGGGGGUCGACUGUGGUUUCAGUUGGACUGUGACAACACCCUGGGCAUUAUGGGUAUCUCUGACAGGCCAAUAAAUGACGGCCUUUGGCAUUCAGUUGCUUUGGAGCUGACCAGAAACUACACCCUCCUGUCACUAGAUGACAGCUAUGUGGAACGACGCAGAGCAGCCAGAGCUCCUGUUCGUCUUUGGCCUUUGGCUCCAGAUUCAUCCUUUUUCUUUGGUGCCCAGGUGAGACCACUGAAUGGGCAAGGCGAAAGGCCCAGCCCUGGACCAGGGGAAAGCAAGGGAGGGUCAGGACUCGAAGACCGUGGCAUGAGGGGCCCCCCGAGAGCUCAGGAUGGCUUCCAAGGCUGCCUGGGCUCACUGAUGCUGAACGAUCCAUGUGUCAGCCAGCCCUGCUUCAACGGAGCCAUGUGCAGCAGCCUGCCCUUUGGAGCCUUCACAUGCAGUUGCAAUACUGGAUUCACUGGGGGGCGCUGUGAAAUUGAAUUGACAUCCUGCACGCCAAACCCAUGCCAGAAUGAUGGGAACUGUAAGCCUGUGGGCAGUGCAUUCCUCUGUGGCUGUCCUAGAGGACUCAGGGGACUUAUAUGUGAUGAGGAUGUAAAUGAGUGUGACCAAGACGACUGUGGAAACAGAGGAGAGUGCAUCAACACAUUUGGGUCGUUUUAUUGUAACUGUUCAGAGGGAUUCGAGGGUCAGUUUUGUGAUGAUCAGACCCUUGGUGAUGACACACAGGCUGAGCUGCUGUCUUACAUCGGACCAGGAGAGAUAAUAGGCAUUGGAGUCCUUGCCUUUGUCAUCAUUUUCCUCCUCAUCCUCUUCAUCGCCUUUAGGAAAAAAAUCAAAUUCAGGAAAGAGUCAGAUCCAGACCCAGGGGCUCAGGCUGUGAUGGGCAUCUCGGCCGUUUCUGCAGAAGCUAAUUACAUGCUGCACAAGACAGGCAUGGGGGCAGAGGGGAUUGAGUUUAAAGCUGUGCGUCUAUCAGGAUCACCAGGGGCCACCGGUGUCUAUGGCGAAACAGGAGGAAGCACUGGGGGCCCUCCCCAGGUUAUGGUGCGUCCAACUGCACACGCCACCCUCCCAGGAGCACUCGGACACCAGGCCAUGAGGAGUGGAGAUGGUGACAAGAUCACUUCCAGUGAAGGCAGUCAGACGAACAGCUUCCUCUCAGACAUGUCUAAUGUCCGCGGUGUGGCCAACAGGAGGGGCAUUGCAGUAUGCAGUGUGGCACCAAAUCUACCCUCGGCAUCCGCCCGCCGCUCAGAGCACAGUCCAGCCCAUAAAGUGUCCUGGGAGGGUGAAGAAAUGAGGGAAAAAAGGCUGGAGAGGCUUAGAGAUGAGAGGGAGGAGGAGUGGGGGCAGAGAGCUUUUGAGCUGGAGAGAACCCACAGGGAUAAGAGUCCACAGGAUGUGUCAGAGCUGGCAGAAGAAGUUGCAUGUCUCUCAGACUCCACCUCUGAAGAGCGCUCCCUCAGUUCCUACACCUCUGAGUCCUUCGAUGACAAUGCCUCCAUAGUGACUGUCAUACGUCUAGUCAAUGAUGCUGUUGAUGAUAUUGAAAGCGAAGUGUCAAACAUGGACAAAGAACAGCAAUGGAACAACCCCGCGUACCACUGGGAGACCUCCUGUCAGACCUCAAGCUGGCUGUCACCAUCACGUUUUCAUCCACCAGAGGUAGGAUCCCAUUACGACCUCAGUGACGCUCAGCAGAACAUCAGACGAGGAGGCAGCACUCGCUCUCUCCAGCUGGACUACAGAAUGAUGGGCUACAGCAGUGACAGAGGAAAUGAGGACAGGAGGAGAACCUUCCAAUGGGAGAGGAAUCCUUCUGGUGAGUGGGAGAGAAAACACGCUGUGCACAGGGAAGAAAUGAGAAGACAUGAGGGGAAAGAAAAGAACACACACAUGAGGAGCAGAGACAUGGGGUUGCACCAGGAACACAGAGAUCAUCUGCAGCUGCGUGGUUGUGACAGCAGUGAAGAUAACUCCUCUCCUGUUUAUGAAGAAUAUAGAGAGGCCAGCCAUAAUCCAGAGCAAAAUGAAGACACUGAGAGUCUUUAUGACACUCUUCCCCCAACUCGGCGAGCCUAUGAAGGAUAUCCAUCAAGCCCCCCAGGUCUCAACUUGCACCCGGCUCAGCUCAUGCCUCCUCUGAGGGCCUGGGACUUACAGGCAGAGGAAUGGAGGGGAUCGCAGGAGGGUCACAGGGGACUUGGCAUCAGUAAUCUGGCAGGUUCUGGGGACGAGCUAGAAAGACUAUUGAACCUGGUGUCACUCAGAGCCAGGAGAGCCACAAGGAUGAACAGAGCCUCUACUGGAUCUGAGCCUGCAGCAGGCUGGGAUGGAUGUAAAUAGC